Messenger RNA from Acytostelium subglobosum LB1, 207 nucleotides. RefSeq lists its product as hypothetical. Lineage: Eukaryota; Evosea; Eumycetozoa; Acytosteliales; Acytosteliaceae. The transcript has a single exon. The coding region runs from base 1 to 207 and encodes 68 amino acids. The record is from RefSeq and is a predicted model, not a curated record.
AUGGUGAUGAUCAUGAUCGUGUCCAUGAUCUCCGUGAUCUCCGUGUCCAUGACCAUGUCCUUUGCCAUGUUUAUGACCAUGUUUAUGACCAUGUCCAUGUCCAUGUCCAUGAUCAUGAUCAUGGUCAUGUUCAUUAUGAUGUUCGGUGGCAAUAUCAAGAGGAAUGAUAAUAUCCAAUUCUAUUUGGGAAUCAUGUUGUUGUUGUGA